UAGUACUGGACUGCUGGACUGCGCGGAUGAGAGACAGAGAACGCUCCCUAAACGGCUUUGUCUUUGCUAAGUGGCUAGCGCAGUUGCACAGGACUUGAUAUACCGCAGACAUCCGCCCGUUUGUACGUCUCUGGAGAAGAGAAGGAAAGGCACUGGACUGGACUGGACUGCACUGGACUGGACUGGAGCAUCACUUCACUUCACGACACGACACCGCAACGCAUCGCAUCGCAUCGCAUCGCACGGCAAAGCCAUUCAGCAUUCAGCACUCAGCAUCAGCAUCAGCAUCAGCAUCAGCAUCAGCAUCUAGCACUGCCGCACAGUACGAUACAGCUGAUUAAGACAUUCUUACGAGGACGACAACGGCAUUUCAGAGGCAGCACUCGAUAGAUCAAGUUGUCAAGUUGUCAAUCAUACAAUUGAAGGGACGUCUUAUCUGCACGGAUACAGGGAAAGACAAUUGAGGAUACUCGAGACUCGAGACUCGGGACUCGGCGUCACUUUAGGAAUUCCAAGGUCCCAACUCCCAAGUCAAAACCCACUCGAACCAUUAUCAGAGUCCCGUGAUCGCCCAAGAUCAUCGGCCGACAAUUGUCCGGACUUCCGCCGAUUUCCAAUUCACUUCUUCCCAGACGAGCAAGCUCUCCCCACCACACUAUCUUCACUCAAGCAUUCCUAAAUCGACAUCUGGGAAUAGCUUCAUUCUGUCUCCGAAUUGUUUAUUUUGAGCAACAAGCGACGAGGAUCAAUCGCGAAACGUUUCAGCUUCACGAUCUUCCACCCCCCAAACAGUACUAAACGGUACUCAGUGACCUGCCACUCAAGCUUCUUCUAACUACCAAGGCCGCGUAGAGCUGCUGGAUCUGCACGAGACGUCUAAAGAUAGACUCCGAGUUCGACCAAGCAAUAAAAGCAGGCAACUCUAGUUCCGAGGCAUGUGCUGAAGUAUAAGGACACCAUUCCUUGAGCUCAACACACCAAGCUACUAGCACAUCGAGACUCAAUUGAGCGGCACAGACAUCUACAGACAAGAUGGAUACAUAUUACGGCCACGUACGGUCCCCUGCGGAUGCGAUCAAGCUAUUCGAAGCCUGCCGAUUAGGUUUAUUACCUCGGGUUCAGAGAAGGUUAUCGGAGAAGGAGAGACAGUCUAUAAAGUCCGGGUCUGUCUUCGUGUGGGAUGAGAGGGAAGCAGGCAUGAGAAGAUGGACGGAUGGAAAGUCAUGGAGUGCGAGCAGGGUUUCUGGCAGCUUUUUGACAUACAGAGAGAUGGAGGGCAAGAGGGGAGGAGGUCAAUUCGUUCCACCACCAGUGCGACGAUCAAAUGGAAAGACUCCAGACAGUGGAAGAGGAAGUGACGAGGAUCUUGACAUGGAUGGCGAGGGACCAGAUGGAUACAGAUACAAGCCAGACGGUCUGAUGAAGCAGUCGUUCAGCAUUACCACAUCCACUGGUCAACAUCUACAUCUGAUCAGCUACUACUCUCGCCCACACCCGGGUGCCCCAGAGCUCCCUAUGCCUACAACAGAUCCACAACUUCGACACAUUGUCCCAGUCAAAGGAAUGUACCCCGAGUCAACAGUACACGAGGCACAAGGACCAGCAGUCACAAGAGCACCAAUGCAGCACAGCCCGUAUAUGCCACAUCAGCCAAUGCACUCACCACAUCGAGGCCACCCUCCUCCACCAUAUGGAUACCAACCAGGCUACUCGUGGCCGCCUUCGCCUGCUGCUACUCCACCUUACCCGCAUUACCCUGGCCCAAUGUACUCUCCUCUUCCACCACCUCCUGGCUCGGCUCAUACCUCACCAUACCAACAUCACAGCCCGCACAUGCCCAAUGGCCACUUACCAAAUGGCAUGAUGCCUCAUCAGCAAUCUAUCUAUGACCGACCACCUCCGCCUCUCUCCGAUUCGUCGCUUCCCCCACCACCCCCUCCAGUCUCGUCGAGAGGUAUGAGCACUGCAACCGCCGCGAACUUGAUGCCUAGUUACGCACCAAACCCAAGUCCACGUGUUGCCCAAGCUAGACUUGUCGCAGAGCAACAGGCACUUGCACAGAGGGCUCUGCAAACACCUUCUCUGCUUGACCCUCGCCUCUCAGGUCCUCCCAUCUCCCUACCUCCUGUUCAAAUCCCCGAACCCCAAAGAACAUCCACACCACCUCAAGCUACCUCUCAGCCACAGUCUACAUCACAACCAAGCACGCCCCCUGGGGAUCGACCAGCUUCUCCAAAGGACACUCCAAAAGCCAAUGGAACUUCUCAAGCUCAAAGCAUCCCAAGCAUCUCACACUUGGUACAUGCUACAGACUCUGUCUCAGUCAUUUCAGACAACAAGAGCAACAGCAGCCGCACAGGUAGCAAGAGCCCCAAGGCCACUAAUGGUGACAACCAAAGGCCAACAGACAUCCCUCACGAGAAGUUGAACAUCGUUGGUGAGGACCAGAGAGCUAUCCGGGUUUUGGACAAGAAGUUCAUGAUCUAAUUUUGCGAACUUGCGCGAAUGGACGAUGAUCACCAUCACGUCCUCAAUUUUCAAUUGUACAAAUACGACUCUUCAUACAGCGAGCGCACUUGGUGGCAGGCAGAUUUGUUUUCCAAAUCAUGACAGAACAUCUUUGCAGCGGCAUUGCAGCCUCCAUGCAUACAACAUACAUUCGUUCUUCAUCAUGGCGUGCGCGCGUGCGUGCGUGCGUUUGCUUUUCAUAGCACAGAUACAUGAUACACCACUCCAGCACAGCACGCGUAGCGCAGCAUAUACAGCAUGGAUCGAUUGAACUCGGGAUUCGGGAUUGGGGAUCUAAUGAAUUUUUUUAUACACAUUUCAUUGCAUUGCGAUUGGCGUUUCUAGGAACCGGAACAGGGCAGGGAGGCAAGGGGAUCUGACGUUUUUUAUAUGCCUAUAUAACUAUAUGGCGGUGGUUUAUGUUUGCUGUUCUUCUAUUUACGGGCUGGGAGCGAAGUGAGAGGGACGGGGACGAGAGAAAAAAAGUAUAUUUGCCUGCGUGGAGUUGGGGUGGGGUGGCUUUUGGGAUUGGGAUUGGACUCGGGUUUUGGAGGGAAUGAGGAGACCAACAUCCUAGCUAGAUCGAUGAAUUUUGCUGAGAGAAUUAAUCGAGAGAAAUGACAAGAUGAGAACACAC
Molecule: messenger RNA, 3145 nt
Organism: Cadophora gregata
Lineage: Eukaryota; Fungi; Ascomycota; Leotiomycetes; Helotiales; Ploettnerulaceae
Exons: 2
Coding region: 1033-2487 (484 amino acids)
Molecular function (GO): DNA binding
Source: RefSeq, a predicted model, not a curated record